Molecule: messenger RNA, 1341 nt
Organism: Darwinula stevensoni
Lineage: Eukaryota; Metazoa; Arthropoda; Ostracoda; Podocopida; Darwinulidae
Source: the annotation of a GenBank genome assembly
AUGUGGGAAGAUGUGUUGACGGGCCCUAAUGAAUUACGCCUUAGGGGUAACCCCGUUUCUAUAAUGGUGAAUUAUCCAGAAUCCCUGACUGGAGGAAGAGACAGAAAAUACGAAGAAGGGGAAGAAGUAGGUCUCAGUUGGAGGCUGGAAACGACAUUCCCGGUGGAUCCAUCUGAUGAAGUUUUCACCUAUCAAUUCCAGGAAUCGCCUGUACCGUCCUCGACUGCCACUCCCUCUGUGGACGGGGAAGAAUAUGAUGAUGAGGAGGAGGAAGAAGAGGAAGUAGAAGGAGAAGGAGUAGUGGAAGAAAGGAUGCCUCAAAAGGAAGAGGGAGAAAGUGGAGGGAUGGAAAGGGAAGAGGAGGAAGAGGAAGACGGACGUGAAAUUAUAGUAGUCCAGGAACCAUCUGAGCCAGUUUCCAUGACUGAUGCUGCAACUCAGGUGACGGAGGAAGAUUUGGGUAUGGGCAUGGAAGAUCCUCUGCCUGAAUCCGACCAACUCUUCUGUUCCAGGCCUAAUGCGUGGAUGGGAGGGCAUGUCCUUCAAUGGGUUGACAUGCCGGAUUCCAGUCAAGUGGAAGCGGAAGUACUUAGUCAUGCAUGGAGGGACGAUUAUUUCGCGAAGCGAUUCCCCAUUCCCCCCUUCGCCCCCAAAGCCCCAUGCCAUCAUCACCUGACUGAACAGGGGCAGAAGUUCGACACGGAACUGAAACGACGAUUGACAGAAUUGUAUACGGCGCUUCGGAAGCCAGACGGGGCCUCGAAUCCGAAUCUGACGGUCUGCGAAGAUGGACCAGGACGGAAGCAAGGGGGGUCUGACCUCGGGUAUGAAAGUGCAGAGACUGAGAAAGACGUUCGGGGGAAUGUCUACGACUCCUCAUCGGGUUAUGAGAGUGUGGGCGGGGUUGGGACGGGGACACAAGUGGAAGAAGAAAACGAAUCCGAGGACGAGAAAGAGGCAUGGAGAGAUAUGGAACUGCUGCAGUACGAAAUGGAAGAUGUCCUGAGGCUAGAAAGACGGGUGAAAGAGGAUCCCCUUAGAAGAUCCCUUGCAAAUCUACGUCGACGUCAUGACAACCUUAUGAGACAAUUAACGGAGGCAAAGCAUCGCCUGGGGAUCAACCGACAAUCAUGGAGCUUUGACGUUCAUGUAGUGGAAAGGAUGAAGCCUGAUUGCCCGGGGUUCAUGGAGGCUCUGGAGCAGGAAACAAAAGUGCUUCACAAGAGAGUUUUGGCGUGUCAGUCUCGGGUCCUUGUUGCUACCUGCUUCGACAUCUCUCAUCAUCCAUAGAUUAAUUUCAUCUUUAUCUUUCGUUGAUCAAUAAAGGUGCAAUGCUUCAGG